Molecule: messenger RNA, 951 nt
Organism: Trypanosoma brucei brucei TREU927
Lineage: Eukaryota; Euglenozoa; Kinetoplastea; Trypanosomatida; Trypanosomatidae
Exons: 1
Coding region: 1-951 (316 amino acids)
Source: RefSeq, a predicted model, not a curated record
AUGCCUGAUAAGAUUGAAAAUAAUACCCGCAAGCGACCACGUGAGCUGCCAUUUGUUGAAGAUUACCGCCCCUACACGGGAGGGCAGUUGGCUCAACUGAAGGUUCGUAAGACCACUCACAAGGAGCAUUGGGAUCAGUACUAUAGAAACAAUACAUUAAACGGUUACCGCGAUCGUCAUUACAUCUUGCGCGAGUUUUCUGAACUCCGUGAGGCUCUCGAAAGGUUGAAGAAGAACAACGAAGCUACGUUGGAGGAGUGUGUGUGGAUGGAAGCCGGUUGCGGUGUCGGUAACGCCGUAUUUCCUAUUCUUAAGGAUUACGGUGACGUUUCUGGAUGGCGAGUUGUUGGUUUUGAUAUUUCUACUGUAGCGAUUAAACUCCUGCGUGAGAAACAAAAUACACUCCCACAUGUGGAGCAGGAGAAGUUUACUGCCUGGGUGCUGAACCCCGUUGAGCAGGAUAUUGCCCCCAUCAUCACGGCAUCCGUAGCGAGGCAAUCCCGCCCUCGUGGUGAUGGGUUGGUGGAUUUUGUCUCCAUGAUUUUUGUUCUAUGCUCUAUUCCGGUUGAAGAGCAUGCAGUAGUGUUGCGGCGCAUUGCGGCCUGCAUGAAGGAGGGUGGCGUUUUCUUUUUCCGGGACUAUUGUGUGGAUGAUCAUGCGGAGAAGCGGUUUAGCGCGCACUGCCGUGUGGAAGCGAACACCUUUUCACGUACGAAUGGGACGUUAAGCCACUUUUUCUCCGUUUCUGAGUUGAGGGAUCUGUUUUGUUCCGUGGGUUUUGAGUUGAUAAACGUGGAAGUGGUUGAGAGAGAAGUUGUCAACAGGAGGGAGGGCAUGAAUUUACAACGGCGAUUCUUGCAAGGACGCUUCCGAAAAAUACGGAGAAUAGGUGACAAUGGAAUUGAUAUUGCGGGGAACGGGAAUCUCAGCAGGAACAUGCCCCAAAAGUGA